Anopheles coustani is the source of this 2170-nucleotide messenger RNA. Its product is annotated as palmitoyltransferase ZDHHC15. Bases 324 to 1550 code for a protein of 408 amino acids. Gene Ontology annotation, cellular component: endoplasmic reticulum; Golgi apparatus. Gene Ontology annotation, molecular function: protein-cysteine S-palmitoyltransferase activity. Gene Ontology annotation, biological process: peptidyl-L-cysteine S-palmitoylation; protein targeting to membrane; synaptic vesicle maturation. The record is from RefSeq and is a predicted model, not a curated record. The transcript is spliced from 6 exons. Lineage: Eukaryota; Metazoa; Arthropoda; Insecta; Diptera; Culicidae.
UCGAGCGAAGCGACCGCUGCGGAUCACGGUCGCAGAAAAAUAUUGUCCGCACACGAUCAAUAGUUGGUGUUGUGAGUAGGUGCUUCCGGGGGUUGCCAAGCUACCCUUCCUCCUCGUGCACCACGGUGGAGUUGUGCAGUAAUCCAUGGUCCAUUGGCCACCGGUGGUCGGGAAACUCUAUCCCUCGUUUUCGACGACAAGCACACGCAUACAAACCUGUGCCUGCACUGGUGCGUAAAGGGUGGGAGAGCUGUUUGAUACGAAAAAAGGGAUCGUCUAGCGGAUCCUCGAUUGAACAGCCUUGAGUCACCGUCAGCAGCAACAUGUCGGUGGGACACGGAAACAGCUAUGACUAUCGGACGGUCGAUACGGAACGUAACGAACGCUGUGGCUGCUGCGUUCGUACAAUGAAAUGGUUUCCAGUGCUGUUCAUUGUUUCCGUCAUCGGCUGGUCGUACUAUGCGUUUGUGAUACAACUUUCCUUCUUCACCGUGACAAGCGUCGUGCAAAGGAUACUUUUUCUCCUGUUUUACCAUGCCAUACUGGUAAUGUUCCUAUGGUCCUACUAUCAGACGGUAUUUACUGAAAUCGGCCGUGUCCCGUCCAGAUUCCGAAUUCCCCGCAGCGAACUGGAUCGGAUGAUACGGGCCACGAGCGAGGACGAACAGAAACAGAUUCUGGAAGCGUUCGCCAAGGAGCUACCCGUAGUCACACGUACGCUUAACGCUUCAGUGCGUUUCUGUGAGAAAUGUCGACUCGUCAAACCGGACCGGGCACAUCAUUGCAGUGUGUGCGGUGUCUGCGUGCUCAAGCUAGACCAUCACUGCCCGUGGGUGAACAACUGCAUUAACUUUACCAACUACAAGUACUUUAUCCUGUUCCUUGGCUAUGCACUGCUCUACUGUCUGUAUGUGGCCCUCACAACCGUUGCCUACAUGGAGCUGAUAUGGACGGGCAAAAUUGACGGACGGUUCCACAUUUUGUUCCUGUUUUUCGUCUCGGUGAUGUUCGCAAUCAGUUUAGUCAGUUUGUUUGGCUACCACUGUUAUUUAGUGCUACUUAACAGAACGACUCUAGAAUCAUUUCGUACACCGAUUUUCCGGUACGGCGGUCCAGAUAAGAAUGGGUUCAGCUUGGGAAAAAUGAGCAACUUCCAGGAAGUGUUCGGAGACGAUAGACGCUUUUGGUUCGUUCCAGUUUACACAAGCCUUGGGGAUGGGAUGUUGUUUCCCACCCAGUCACACCAUUUAGCAUCGAAUCCGUCACAUGAAGUUGGGUCGCCGGUAGCGCCACUGACCGCUGGCAAUGAGCAUUGUAACGGAGUGGUUGAAAAUGGCAAUGGCCGUAUUGCCGUAGCCCCAAUCGCUCAAACGGUCGUUCUAGAACACCUCGACGAAACGAAGGCCGGGGCAGGAUCGGUGGCUACGGACGGCGCAGUAGAGCACCGCCCGGGUCAGCAGCACGCUGCCGGCAUGCCGCCGCAAGCCCGAGUGAACGGUCUUCAGCAACAAGAAUCCAAAGAGAGUUCCGUUCCCACUCGUCCCCUCUAGUAGUAGUGGUAGUUGUAGUAGAGUUUCCCUUUUUCGUAGAUUUCGUAGAGUAAGAGAAUCCCCCAAAAUACAGACACAACCUCAAACAGAUGCACCCAAUCCGUUGGAGUGCUACGCCCUUCGCCUUACUUCUGCUGGGAUUCGGGCGCAAGAAGCGGUUGAAAAAAUAUCGGACAAACACGUGACUUCAGAUUCGCUAGAAUAAGCCUUCACUAAUGAUCUUGAAGAGGUACACAUAUUUAGAUUAUCUCUUUUUUUUUUACUUAUAACAUGAGCAUUUUUUACUUAGCGACUUCUGCAAUAAAAGUUAAGAUUUAUUUGGUAACAAUUAUUUUUUCGUUGGUUUAACAAACAUUACAAAUUCCAGUUCUAAGGCUUCGAAAAAGAAUUUGGUUUUUGUCUUUCGUUAUCUUUUGUAAACUUAAGUUAUAUUUAACAAAAAAAGCAUUCAACUUUACAAUCAUCUGCCAGGAGUAUUUGAGUUGUAAGAUAUUUAUCAAGGACUGGAAAUAAAACUGACUAACUCGAUAAACGAAACACAUUUUUAUAAUGUAAGGUUUUGUGUUUUUAGGACAAUGAAUAAUAAUUGGCUCAAUAUCAAAUAAAUGACUCAAUAUCAA